This is a messenger RNA of Harpegnathos saltator (Jerdon's jumping ant), 974 nucleotides long. It is a transcript of the gene crok, whose product is annotated as crooked. Gene Ontology annotation, biological process: positive regulation of voltage-gated potassium channel activity; sleep; regulation of synaptic transmission, cholinergic. The record is from RefSeq and is a predicted model, not a curated record. The transcript is spliced from 3 exons. The coding region runs from base 113 to 571 and encodes 152 amino acids. NCBI's taxonomy places the organism in Eukaryota, Metazoa, Arthropoda, Insecta, Hymenoptera, Formicidae.
AUCCCUAGUUAGUAAUGGCAAUUGUAGGCGUGGACGUAUAGAGGGUGUUUGGAAGCAUUGCAUCUUCGUUGGAAGGCGUUCUCGCGAAGGAGAGAAAAUUUCUUUCACAGAAAUGGCUUGUGAAAUGCGUUUUCAUAUCCUGGUAACAGCGUUGUUGCUUCUUUGCUGUAUCCAAGAAGGCCUCUCGAUCAAAUGUUGGGUCUGCAGAUCGGAUUCAGACCCUAAAUGCGCAGAUCCAUUUGAUAAUUCUACCGUACCAAUCACUGACUGCAAGCAAGAACCAGAUUUGGAGCAUUUGCGAGGUGUAAGACCAACAAUGUGUCGUAAGAUUCGCCAAAAAGUUAACGGUGAAUGGAGAUAUUUUCGUAGCUGCGCAUAUAUGGGAGAGCCUGGUAUUGCUGGUGAUGAGCGAUUUUGCCUAAUGAGAACUGGAACAUAUAAUAUAUUUAUGGAAUAUUGCACAUGCAACAGUAAAGAUGGUUGUAAUUCAGCGUCGUAUCAGUACGGGAGUUGGUUACUUUUGAUAAUCGCGUUUAUAACAUCAUCAGUCAGGUGCGCGUUCAAUAUGUAAAAGAGUUUAGCCAAAGAGUGAAUUUCUCAAUAGAUCUGAAUCUGAUUGCUGGAUGGUUUGAGAUUUCAGUAAGUGUAUUUACAAUUCAAGAUUCAUUUGUACUUACUAUAAAUGACUCCUUUUCUCUUCUUAUACAUCAAACUUCAGGGACACAAAUGCAAAAUCCAACAAUCAAAUUGAUAGGUUUAAACUAGUAUCAGUAGGUAGUAUAGUUUUUAUAACGUGCAACGUUUGUAAUUUUAUAUUUCCUUAAUUGUUUCUUUGUUGAAUGACGUUUUUUUAACGAAAGUGCCUUUUUAUAUGUUUUACCCCGAAGAACAACGAUAAGAAACAUAAUAAUAUUUAUAAAAAGGAAAGCAACUUCCAGUAAGUUAGUAGAUCACCUUGGCCUAAUGUUACAUAU